This is a messenger RNA of Asparagus officinalis (garden asparagus), 2934 nucleotides long. RefSeq names its product leucine--tRNA ligase, chloroplastic/mitochondrial. Gene Ontology annotation, cellular component: cytosol. Gene Ontology annotation, molecular function: leucine-tRNA ligase activity; ATP binding; aminoacyl-tRNA deacylase activity. The record is from RefSeq and is a predicted model, not a curated record. The coding region runs from base 835 to 2934 and encodes 699 amino acids. The transcript has 23 exons. Lineage: Eukaryota; Viridiplantae; Streptophyta; Magnoliopsida; Asparagales; Asparagaceae. Gene Ontology annotation, biological process: leucyl-tRNA aminoacylation.
UAAGGAAAACAAAUCCCCAAAUCCAAAAUCGAAAUAUAUCCAUUUCAAUUCCUAUCCACUCGCCCCCUUUUUCCCUCUACUCCUCCCCCCUCCGUUCGGUUCUCCGCCAGCGAUGCACACCCUAACGGGUACCCACCUCCUUCUCCCUUUCGGUUCCGGUCACCGCCGUCCCCUUCUCCACCCUUCAAGGAGACUUCCCGCUCGAGUCCGGUGCUCCGCCGGUGACAAGAAGCAGCAGCAGAGGAGAGCUUAUCCGUUCGAUGAGAUAGAGCCCAAGUGGCAGCAGCACUGGGAGGUGAACAAGACGUUUCGGACACCGGAGGAUGUGGACACCUCCAAGCCCAAGUGCUACAUUCUUGAUAUGUUCCCUUAUCCAAGUGGAGCUGGAUUGCAUGUAGGCCAUCCUCUUGGAUAUACCGCCACCGACAUUCUAUCAAGAUUUAAACGAAUGAGGGGCUUCAAUGUUUUGCAUCCAAUGGGAUGGGAUGCAUUUGGUCUCCUGCUAACAAUAUGCUAUCGAGACAGGGACUCAUCCAAAGGUUACAACAGCUCGAAAUAUUGGACGGUUCCGAUCUCAGCUUAAAUCACUAGGCUUCUCGUAUGAUUGGGAUCGUGAAAUAUCGACCACUGAACCACACUAUUAUAAGUGGACACAGUGGAUAUUUCUUCAGCUACUGAAGAAAGGACUUGCAUACCAGGUUGGUUGUUCUUAAUUCUAAUAAUCAGGCUGAAGUGCCUGUUAAUUGGUGCCCUGCUCUUAGUACUGUUUUGGCUAAUGAGGAGGUAGUGAAUGGUGUUAGCGAACGCGGGGGUCAUCCUGUUAUAAGAAAGCCAAUGCGUCAGUGGAUGUUAAAGAUAACCGCUUAUGCUGAUCGUCUUCUUGGAGAUUUGGACGGUCUUGACUGGCCAGAAAGUAUUAAAGAAAUGCAACGAAACUGGAUUGGCCGGUCUGAAGGUGCUGAACUUGAGUUUGCUGUAGUUGAUUUGCUCGGACAUGAAGAAGGCGUAAAGCUCUCUGUUUACACAACCAGACCAGACACUAUCUUUGGUGCAACAUAUCUUGUUGUGGCUCCUGAGCAUUACUUGCUGUCAUCAAUUGUAUCCGAUGGCCAACAGAAGGAAGUAGAGGAAUAUAGAGAAGUUGCAGCAAGAAAAAGUGAGCUUGAGAGAACUGAUCUUCAAAAAGAAAAAACUGGAGUAUUUAGUGGUUCCUAUGCUAAGAAUCCAGCUACUGGAGAGGUCAUUCCAAUAUGGGUAGCAGAUUAUGUUUUAGGAAGUUAUGGAACUGGAGCAAUUAUGUCUGUACCUGCACAUGAUUCUCGUGACCACGAGUUUGCCCUAAAAUAUGACAUCCCGAUUAUGAGAGUCGUGAAGCCAUUUGAUGAAAAUUAUGACGAAGGUGAGCCAUUUUUAGGCGAUGGUACCGUGAUAAAUUCAUCUAGUUCACUGACUGGAUUGGAUAUCAAUGGAUUGUCUUGUAAAGAAGCUGCCUCUAAAGUCAUAGAUUGGCUUGAUAGUACUGGCCAAGGAAAGAAAAUGGUGAACUACAAGUUGAGAGAUUGGCUUUUUGCUAGACAACGCUACUGGGGAGAACCCUUUCCAGUAAUUUACUUAGAUGAAACUGGUGAAACUGUGCCUCUCCCUGAAAGUGAGCUACCCCUUUCUCUGCCUGAAUUGGAUGAUUUCUCUCCUACUGGAACAGGAGAACCCCCUUUGGCCAAAGCAGUGUCCUGGGUAAGAACAAUCGAUCCUGUGACUGGAAAACCAGCAAGAAGAGAAACAAGUACUAUGCCACAAUGGGCUGGAUCUUGUUGGUACUAUUUGAGAUUUAUGGACCCUAAAAAUGGCACUGAAUUAGUAAGCAAGGCUAAAGAACGAUAUUGGGGUCCUGUGGACAUUUAUAUUGGUGGAGCAGAACAUUCCGUCUUGCAUUUGCUUUAUGCAAGGUUUUGGCACAAGGUACUCUAUGAUAUAGGUGUUGUUUCUAGCAAGGAGCCUUUCCAGUGUCUUAUAAAUCAAGGUUUAAUAUUGGGAGAGAUGGAGUACACAGCUUGCAGAGACCAAGAAGGUAGACUAAUUUCUGCAGACUCUGUAAGCGAUCCUGGCGAGUAUCGUCAAGAAAAGAUACCUGUUGAAAAUGUUACAAAAGUUGGUGAGUUUCAUGUGCUGAAAGAUAAUCCAAGCAUUCGUUUGACUGCUCGAGCCUACAAAAUGAGUAAAAGUAGAGGGAAUGUCAUCAAUCCUGAUGAUGUUGUUUCUGAAUAUGGCGCAGAUUCUCUUCGUUUGUAUGAAAUGUUUAUGGGUCCAUUAAGAGAUUCAAAAACAUGGAGUACGGGAGGAAUUGAGGGAGUACACAGGUUUCUAAGCAGGACUUGGAGACUAAUUGUUGGUUCUCCUUUACCAGAUGGAUCAUAUAGAGAUGGAACAGUUGUCACCAAUGAUGAGCCUACUUUUGAACAGCUCCGUGCUCUCCAUAGAUGCAUAGAGAAGGUGACAGAAGAAAUUCAGGAAACAAGGUUCAAUACAGGAAUUUCAGCAAUGAUGGAGUUUAUUAACGCAGCAUACAAGUGGAAGAAGCAUCCAAAAUCAAUCAUGGAGGAAUUUGUAUUGCUACUCUCCCCUUAUGCUCCUCACAUGGCAGAGGAGCUUUGGUUUCGACUGGGACAUUCGAGUUCAUUGGCAUAUGAAAACUUUCCAGAGGCAAAAAGCGAGUACUUGAAAGAUUCAAACAUAGUAUUGCCUGUUCAGAUCAACGGUAAGACAAGAGGGACGGUUUUGGUUGAUGAAGCUUCUUCUGAGGAUGAUGCUUUCGAAUUAGCUUCUCAAGAUGAAAAACUCUCCAAGUAUUUGAUUGGAAAAACAAUACGAAAAAGAAUUUAUGUCCCCGGGAGGAUCUUGAAUGUGAUCUUAGAUCAGCAGAAGGUGCGAACAUGA